Molecule: messenger RNA, 1176 nt
Organism: Plasmodium yoelii
Lineage: Eukaryota; Apicomplexa; Aconoidasida; Haemosporida; Plasmodiidae
Exons: 1
Coding region: 1-1176 (391 amino acids)
Source: RefSeq, a predicted model, not a curated record
AUGAGUCGGAAUUUAGGAGAAUACGAAAACCUAAGUAUUUUAGAGGAAAAAUUAGAAAAACAUUUACAGAUUGUUAAUAAGUUAAUAAAUCAUAGUAAGGAAAAUAUAGAAAAAUUAGAUGAUUAUAUAAAUACAAAAUAUAAUGAAAUUAAACAAUUAGCAAAAAAAAAACCAACUAGAAUAAAUUGGAUAAAAAAUGAAGAAAAAACACAUAUGUCCAUAUUUUUUGAUAGAGAAUUUGGUUUAAUACCUUCGAAUGAAGAUGCAUUAAAAAUGCUUCAAUUUGAAUCAAACAAUACAAAAUAUAGAAAAAAAUAUGAAUUUAAAAAAAAUGAUUGGACAAAAAAAGAUAUUGAUAUUUUAUUUAAAACUGUAGAUGAAUUAUCAAAAAAAUAUGCCAGUCAUUAUUUAAUUGACCCUAAUUUACCAUAUGAAUUAAAAAUGGAAAAAAAGAAAGAAAUUGAAGAUGAAAAAGAUGUUAAACAUAUUUUUAAUAAAAUUAAAUUAUAUUUUGAAAAUGAAAUAAAACAUCAAGGUAAUAUCAUUAACAAAGAAAUGAAAAACAAUAAUAAUAUCGAAAUUGACAAUAGUGAAAAAAAUUUAAUUUCACAAAAUGAUAUGGAUAAUAAAUUAGAUAUUAAUUCAUUUCCAAGUUUUUUAGAAAUGUUUUGGAAUGAUGUAUCAAAAAAUGUUAAAAAUUCACAAAAUUCGAUAGAAUGUCAAAAGACAUGGUUAUAUCAAGCAUGUUUUGAGGAUGAUAAACAAAAAAAAUGGAAUGAUGAUGAAAUAAAAAAAUUAUUAAAUUUAGCAAAAAAAUAUGAAGAAAGAGAAUGGAAAAACAUAGCAAGAGAAUUAAAUACAAAUAGAAGUCCCUUAAGUUGUUUUCAACAAUAUAUUAAAAUAAAAAAAAUAUAUGAAACAAAAGAAAAAAAUACAUUGGAAAGAAUAGCUUUUAAUGCUUUAGAAGAUAUACAAUUACAAAUAUUAGUCUCAAUUAUUGGUGAUAAAAAUUGGGGAGAAAUUAAAAAACAUAUGGAAAGUCUUAAUUCAAAUACACAUAGAAUAAAUACAAGAAAAAGCCCUAAAGAAAAUAUCAAAAAUAAGCAAAAAAAAAACCUUAAUGAUGAAAUUUCUUAUAAAAGGCGAUAUUUGCGCCUCGUUAAAAAAUGUAACUAA